CUUUUCCUGCGAGAACAGCCCCCCCCCAGUCCAGCCCAGCUCCCCGUAGGCGUGUGUACCAGAAUCACAGUCAUACAGAGGGAGGGAGAGGCCGCCUGAGACCACCCUGCCCCCGGCGACCCGGAGGAUGCCGCUGCGGUGCCGCUGCUAGAGGACACGCUGGGAUUUAGCUCGGCUCCGAGACUCUCUCUCUCUCUCUCCCGCUCUCUCCCUCUCUCCCUUCUCCGCGAAGGGGUCCCGGACGGGAGUGAGGCCCUUCCACCGCCCUCCUCUUCCUCCUCGCCUGCCCGGCCGCGGGAAUCCCCUCUCCAUGAUGCAGGCUCGCUACUCCGUCUCGGACCCCAACGCUUUGGGAGUGGUGCCGUAUUUAAGCGAGCAGAACUACUACCGGGCUGCCGGGACGUACGGCGGCAUGGGCAACCCCAUGAGCGUCUAUUCGGGCCACGCCGAGCAGUACGCGGCGGGCAUGGGGCGCUCCUACGGCCCCUACCACCCGCACCAGCCCACCGCCCCCAAGGACCUGGUGAAGCCACCUUACAGCUACAUCGCCCUCAUCACCAUGGCCAUCCAGAACGCCCCCGACAAGAAGAUCACGCUCAAUGGGAUUUACCAGUUCAUCAUGGACCGCUUCCCUUUCUACCGAGAGAACAAGCAGGGCUGGCAGAACAGCAUCCGCCACAACCUCUCCCUCAACGAGUGCUUCGUCAAGGUGCCCCGCGACGACAAGAAGCCGGGCAAGGGCAGCUACUGGACCCUGGACCCCGACUCGUACAACAUGUUCGAGAACGGCAGCUUCCUGCGCCGCCGGAGACGCUUCAAGAAGAAGGAUGUCUCCAAGGAGAAAGAGGAGGCCCGGGAACGGCUGCUGAAGGAGCAGCCCAAGCCCCCCGGGCUGCCCGGCGCCGACCUCCCCAAGGAAGCCUCCUCCUCCUCUUCCUCUUCCUCCGCCUCGGCGCCGGCCUCCGAGAAGAAGGUGGUGAUCAAGAGCGAGACGGCGUCUCCCGAGCUGCCCGUGAUCACCAAGGUGGAGACGCUGAGCCCGGCCAGCGGCGGGGCAUUGCGGGACAGCCCCCGCAGCGCCGCCUCGCCCCCCGCCGCCGCCGCCUCGCCGGACGCGGCUCUGCCCGAGCAUCACCCGGCCGGCAACGGGCUGCCGGGCUUCAGCGUGGAGAGCAUCAUGACCCUGCGGACUUCCCCCGCGGGGGAGCUGAGCCCGGUGAGUGCCGCCUCGGGCAGGACGGGCGGCGGGCUAGCGCUGGGCUACCCCGCGGGGCAGCCGUCGGGCUACAGCGCGGCGUGCAGCCAGGCGCUGGACACUAGUGGGAGCUACCACUGCAGCAUGCGGGCUAUGAGCCUCUACAGCGGCGACAGGCCGGCGCACAUGUGCGCUCCGCUGGAGGACGGGCUGGCCGAGCAUCCCACCGGCGCCCCGUCGCCCCUGGGCACGCUGAGCUUGCCCGCGGGGCAGGACGGAGCGCUGGGCACGGGGCAUCCCCACGGAGGAGGCGGCGGUGCUGGCGGAGGGGCGGCGGGGGGACAGCCCGCGGCUUCUUGGUACCUGAACCACGGCGCUGAGCUGAGCCACCUGCCCGGGCACACCUUCGGCUCUCAGCAGCAGACUUUUCCCAACGUGCGGGAAAUGUUCACGUCGCACCGGCUGGGGAUGGAGAGCGCGGCGCUGAGCGAGCACCAGGUGAGCAGCAACUCCGCCUGUCAGAUCCCCUACAGAUCCGCGCCCUCCCUAUACCGCCACGCCGCCCCCUACUCCUACGACUGCACUAAGUACUGAGUAACCGCCACCCCCGCUU
Messenger RNA from Ficedula albicollis (Collared flycatcher), 1808 nucleotides. RefSeq names its product forkhead box C2 (gene FOXC2). The coding region runs from base 311 to 1789 and encodes 492 amino acids. Gene Ontology annotation, biological process: regulation of transcription by RNA polymerase II; anatomical structure morphogenesis; cell differentiation. Gene Ontology annotation, molecular function: RNA polymerase II cis-regulatory region sequence-specific DNA binding; DNA-binding transcription factor activity, RNA polymerase II-specific. The transcript has a single exon. NCBI's taxonomy places the organism in Eukaryota, Metazoa, Chordata, Aves, Passeriformes, Muscicapidae. The record is from RefSeq and is a predicted model, not a curated record.